CCUCUAAACGUGGUCAUAAAUCAUCUGGGUUGCAAUAACUGUACAGUGAACUCUACAGAUUUCUCAUUCCAAACUCCUGGUUUCCAGAGGCGUUGGCUGCCUGUGACCCAGGCACGCAGCUCUGCCUCACCAUGGAUGUCACAGCCUGUAAUGGAUCAAAAGACUUCCCACCGAUCUUCUACCAGGUGGGCAUCCCCUCUCUACAGCAGUUCCUCUUCCUUCCCAUCUUUUUCAUCUUCUUGUUCUAUGUCCUCAUCCUCCAGCUCAUUUUGGUGGCUGUGGUAAGAGAACCUGGACUUCACAAACCCAUGUACUUCUUCCUGAUCAAUCUCUCAGCUCUGGACAUCCUCUUCACCACGACCACUGUCCCCAAGAUGCUGUCCCCUCUGCUUGGGGACCGAUUCCUCAGCUUCCCCGCCUGCUUCCUGCAGAUGUACCUCUUCCACAGCUUCUCCUGCCCAGAAGCCUUCAUCCUGGUGGUCAUGGCCCGUGACUGCUACGUGGCUAUCUGCCGCCCCCUGUGCUACCCUGCCCUCAUGACCCCACACACUAAUGCCGCCCCCCUCGCAGCCUGUGCCUGGCUCACUGCCUUCCUCCUGCCCAUCCCCCCAGUGGUGCAGACUUCCCACUUGGCUUUUGACAACACUGCUCACAUCUAUCACUGCUUCUGUGACCACUUGGCUGUGGUCCAGGCCUCUUGCUCUGACACCACGCCCCAGACCUUCAUGGGCUUCUGCAUUGCCAUGGUGGUAUCCUUCCUGCCCCCUCUCCUGGUGCUUCUCUCCUAUGCCCACAUCCUGGCCUCGGUGCUUCGCAUCAGCUCCCGAGAAGGACGCUCAAGAGCCUUCUCCACCUGCAGCUCCCACCUCCUGGUGGUUGGUACCUACUACUCAUCCAUUGCCAUCGCCUAUGUGGCCUACAGGGCCGACCUGCCCCUCGACUUCCACGUCAUGGGCAAUGUGGUCUCUGCUGUCCUUACCCCUCUCAUCUACACGCUGAGGAACAAGGAUGUCAAAGCAGCCAUCACCAGAAUAAUUGUGAUAAAGGUGCAGCAUGUGAUGGGACUUUAA
Molecule: messenger RNA, 1070 nt
Organism: Ailuropoda melanoleuca (giant panda)
Lineage: Eukaryota; Metazoa; Chordata; Mammalia; Carnivora; Ursidae
Product: olfactory receptor 2AT4-like
Biological process (GO): G protein-coupled receptor signaling pathway
Cellular component (GO): membrane
Molecular function (GO): G protein-coupled receptor activity; olfactory receptor activity
Source: RefSeq, a predicted model, not a curated record